CACACAAACAGACAAAUAUCGUCAAUAUAAUAUGAUAUUUUUUAUUUACUUUCAAGAUAAAGAUGUCAAAGACAAAGCAACCUUCGAUCAUCCGGCGUACACCUCGUGUUUGCUAUGUUGUUGUUGGACUACUCUGUUUUAUCAUUGUCGGGAUACUCAUAGCGUCUGGAAUCAUCAUUCAUCGUCUUAACGUUAAAAUAUCGUCAUUUCACGAAGAGGAACAUUGUCCGUCUCGUGAUCAAAACAUAAAUCUUGACCCUCCGGAAGUACUUCCGCCUUUUUAUGACCUUACAAAAGAUGAAAUUUUAGCAAUUAAAGGAUUUUUAUAUAGACAGCCAGAUUUAAACCUUGUUCAUGCAUCUGAAAUUCAUACAAAUAAAAGCUUUAUAUAUACAAUGGAACUUUAUGUUCCAGAAAAAGAGGAAACCUUGAGAUUUCUGGAUGAAUCAGGGCCUGCACCAAAAAGGGAAGGGAAGGUUAUUAUCUAUCGGGGUGACAAAAAGGAUCCUUUUGUGCAAGAAAUAAUUGUCGGACCACUUCCAAAUCCAACGGAGAAACGAUCAGAGAAACAACGACCGUUUACGUAUCGCCCUUUAUCAACACCUGAAUAUUUUGGGACUAUCGCAAUAAUCAAACAUGAAAUAGAAAACAAAAUUAAUCAUAUUUUAGAAGAAAGUUACGGAGGGAAAGUUGGCCAGUGUUUAGACAAAUGUUUAGAUCUUCAAAUGAUAACUCCAAUGUCACCAGUAUCUUCAGGCGAACCAACCUCAAGGAAAAUAUGGUUCUGGCUUGCACCUGUUGGCGAGUUUUGGAGCCUUAAUCCUCUAGACUUUUCUGUACUGAUGGACAUGACAAGCACCAGGGUUGAUGAAUACAGAAUAGACAAAAUAUACUAUGGAAACAAUAUGUAUAAUUCGGUCGAUGAUCUUGUUACUGCUUAUGAUUCAGGAGCAAUUUCUAAAACUAAAAUUAAGUUUCCAACCAUAAACAAGAACUGGUAUUCUACUAUGAACAGGAGGGGAACUUUGUUUCCGGAGGAAGGUUUACUACCGCCGAGGGAGUUUGAACCGAGUGGAAAACGAUAUUCCAUUCAUGGGCGCCAUAUUAAAUACAUGGGCUGGAGUUUUGACGUAAGAAUGUCAACAAUGAGUGGCCCUCAAAUAUUUGACAUCCGGUACAAUAACGAAAGAAUCGCUUAUGAAAUGAGUCUACAAGAAAUUGCUGUUUUUUAUUCUGCAAAUAGUCCUACUCAACGUUUUGCAGAUUAUGUUGAUAGCGCAGCCAUGAUUGGAUCCCGAACGAAAUAUCUUGUUUCCGGUGCAGAUUGUCCUGCUCACUCAACUUAUUUGAGUUCCGAUGUAGUUCUUGAUGAUUCCGAAGACCCGAUUCAUUUUGAGCGAGCAUUUUGUGUUUUUGAGCAUAAUACAGGUACCCCGUUAAGGAGACAUCUAACUUACCAAGGCAACCGGGUAUUUUAUGGAGGAAUGAUGGAUACAGUACUGACAGUUAGAACAAUUUCAUCGCUAGCCAAUUACGAUUAUAUUAUUGAUUUUAUUUUCCAUCAGAAUGGGGCUGUGGAAUAUAAAAUUAUAUCAACGGGUUACAUAUUGACAUCUUUUAGACAUCCACCGGAAGAUAGCUACGGUUUCCGGUUGCGCGAUCAUAUUACCGGAAAUAUUCACCACCACAUGUUUCAUGUAAAAGUUGACUUAGAUAUUCAUGGACAUAAAAAUAGAUUUGAAACGAUCGAAAUAGUUCCCGAAGAAGUAGAUAACACAAUGUUUCCAAAAUCGAAUCGAAAGUAUCAUCAGACGAAAAUGGUUCGUCAAUUGGUUGGAUCAGAAAAAGAGGCAGCUUUGAAGUUUGACUUUGAUGUACCUAAAUAUCUCACAUUCUACAACAAGGACUUUAUAUCUUCUACCGGUGCUCCAAGAGCAUAUAGGCUGUUUACGAGAGGAACUUCAAAACAGGUUAUCAAAGAAGGUACUGGACAGGAACCGGCUAUUUCGUGGGCACGUUAUCAGGUAGCUGUAACAAAAUAUAAGGAAACUGAAAGGCGAAGCAGUUCAGUGUAUGCUAUGUAUGACGGUAUGAACCCAGUUGUUGACUUCCAGAGUUUCAUUGACGACAAUGAGACCAUUACUGAUACGGAUCAAGUGGCCUGGGUUACAUUGGGAAUACAUCAUAUCCCUCAUAUGGAGGACAUACCCGUUACUCCUACUGUUGGUCUUGAUCUAGGAUUCUUUCUUCUGCCAUACAAUUACUUUGACGAAGAUCCUGCUAUGGGUUCAGGAGAUGCCAUACGGAUUGAACCGGAAUCACAAAGAGAUUAUAGUAAAGGUUUAAGAAUAGAAACAUAUGGGAAAUCUGAUAACGCACAGUGUAAGCCAAGACAGUCAAUGUUUAUCGAGAAUCUAAAGAAAUCUCCAUACAGUAUAUUUGGCCAGUUGGGUGUUGUAUAAUUAGUAGCAUAUGAUUAAGGAAAUCACCUGUAUUGGAGUACAAUAGACUUUAGUCUCAUGGAGAAGAUUCUUUUCUUUGGGAUCAGUGAUUGUGAAAAAACGUCAUGACAUAUGCUUAUACUUAUGCUCAAGAAACUCGUAAUCAAAUGCAAUAUGAUUAUUAAUUAUGUUAUUUUAUCACAUGUAUAAAUAUUUUCAUAGGUAUUAAUAUAUACUAGUAUGUUUUUAGAUGCAAUUGUGUACGUUAUGCACCUAAAUUGUCAGGACUUGACAACUAGGAUUAAAUGUUACACUAUUGUGCAUGUUAGCAUCACAUUGUAAACAAAUAUUAAUGAUACGCAAUGGUAAUUUGUUCAGCAAAACGAAUUCGCGUCAUAAUGUAUUAUAAAUUGUUAUUUUUUUUUAUAUAUAUCAUUUACAUGUACAUCAUUUUAAGUCUGCUUGAGCAUUCUAUAUUUCUUCUAUUUCUAAUAUCAUAUAUUAAGGAUAACGAACCCUAUCUAAUACGUUCUCGAGUUUGAGUCGUUUGCUUGUUACAUUUUAUUGAUAACUAUAUAUUGGAACUGGAAGCCUGUGGUAAUCACUUAGAAUGUGAGAAGUCUGGGGUUCGAAUACCAGUCCAGGCAACCGAAAACAGUGUCUUUUUUAGUGAAAUGAACUUUUUUCUCAAGAAAUCAGUCAAACUAUGCAAAGGAAGGAUCGUCCAUGGCCGAGUGGUUAAGAUCGUUGACUUCAAUUCACUUGUGCCUCACCACUGUUAGUUCAAAUCGCGGCAGGGGCUUAGAUCCUCACAUGGUCGGUGGUCUACUCGUGUGCCUUAAAUAAUCCUCUACCAGUACAGCCG
Messenger RNA from Ruditapes philippinarum (Manila clam), 3306 nucleotides. Its product is annotated as putative amine oxidase [copper-containing]. Lineage: Eukaryota; Metazoa; Mollusca; Bivalvia; Venerida; Veneridae. Gene Ontology annotation, molecular function: primary methylamine oxidase activity; copper ion binding; quinone binding. Gene Ontology annotation, biological process: amine metabolic process. The transcript has 3 exons. Gene Ontology annotation, cellular component: plasma membrane. Bases 63 to 2462 code for a protein of 799 amino acids. The record is from RefSeq and is a predicted model, not a curated record.